Messenger RNA from Anisakis simplex (herring worm), 405 nucleotides. NCBI's taxonomy places the organism in Eukaryota, Metazoa, Nematoda, Chromadorea, Rhabditida, Anisakidae. The record is from the annotation of a GenBank genome assembly.
AUGAGUGGAAUAUUUAGUGAGGAGAAUGUAUCUGGAGAUGGUUCAACUCUGAGUGCAACGUCGGGCACUGAUUCGCCGACUGCCGAUGAUACUGGCUACUGGGGAUUGACUUCGUCAGCAACGCGCUCAAUGGCAGAAUUUGCCAGCUUGUCUCAACUGUCACCUCAUGUGCGUACACAUCCAGUGAUCGUUACACCGACUUCGAUACACUCUUACCCGCCCGAACAUCAUGUGGCGAGGGUUACGUCGGAAAUUCGCUUUUUUCAACCUGAUGAGAACAACGAUGAAUCUAUUGAAGACAUUGAUAACGAUGAUCAGACAUUAGUGGAACAGCCUGUUAGAAGUUCUGUGAAGUCUAUAGUGGCUAAGUGGCCUCCAAGAGGACCGAAAGAAAGUUUUGCAUAA